ACGCACCUAAUCACGUUUCAUACCUAACAAAUAAAGAAUACAUAAAAACUAGCUGUAUGCUAUUUUGAGUUCAGAGCUUUUUAUGGAACUACCAUUAAUGAAGUCCAAUUAGAAGUUUAUUUUAAAAUUCAUGGUUAAACGUCAGGUCAUUCAUCAUUAUUUAUGGAUACGAAUGUUAGUCACUGUAGUAUAGUACGAUAGAGGGAAAUAAGAUACAAAAUAAAUGAAAUGAUAUCGUUUUUAACCGGCAAAUCGAAAUUUGUUUUAGGCGUCAGUUUCAAUUGAGAAAUUGAGUAUUUUAUGAUUUCCCAAGUUUUCUCCAUCUCAUUUACCAGACACCUCAUUGAUACUGAAACAACGUGAAAGACACUGAAAACGUAAAUUGAUAUGUAUACGGUGAUGACCAAAACUUCAAUUUUUAAGCUAAUUCUUGUAUUUUGUUUAUAGAACAUUAGACAAUGGUUGCAAAGUCGUUGAAAGGAGAAUGAUUAUUGAGUAUGAUUUGUUUUUUCUGAAAAGAAAUACCUUUGAUAAUCAGACAGCUUUAAUUUUUAUGAUCAUCAAGUUCUGAGUAGCACCGUUAAGAUUAUUCACUUCGGAUACCAGUACAAAAAUAUGUACAAUGUAAAGAAAAGCAACAUAUUUACAAGUGAUAAGCCAUGCUAAGUUUCUUUAGAUGUCCUUUACAUUUCGUUUCCCUAAUGGUUGAAUACGUAUUUUAUUACUAACUUGAUAUAAUAAUCCUAUUGGAAGUUUCUGAGAAACAAGCGGAUUUUUCAAAGAAAUCCUAGAAAACCUAGUUUAAAAAGUUUCUAAAAAGAAUCUCGCUUAUGCGAAUAUACUCCUUCUUUUGAAUGGCAUAACCCGCAAGCCUCUAUCGCAUUCCUAUCAAAAGUUACUCAAAAACAUCCGCGUGUCUUAUACUUUGAAAUGGAUAGUAGUCCAAUCGUCCGUUUGGUUAAAUAUUUCUCGUUCUCAUCGUUCAAUUAUUUUCUGAUAUGGUAAUAAUCCUGUCAAUCCUGUUGAUUAGUCGUACCAUUACAGUCCUGCACAUAUCCAGUUGGUAUGAAACAAUAUUCAUGUGAACAUUUGGUUGGGUUGUUUGCUUUAUUAAACUUGUAUCAAGUUAGUGGUAAAAUAAGUAUUCAACCGUUAGAGAAACGAAAUGUAAAGGACAUUUAAAGAAAGCUAACAUGGCUUGUAAAUAUGUUGCUUUUCUUCACAUUGUAGAUAUUUUUGUAGUGGUUUCAAAAGUGAAUAAUCUUAGGAGUGCUACUCAGAACUUGUUGAGCAAAAGUAUCUUGCUUUGGUGAUCAUAAAUACGGUUAUCAAAAGGCACAUUUUCCCAUAAUUAUAGAAAAAAGGAAUUUUUUCCAAUAAUUUUGUUGUGAAUAGCUACGCUAACAUCGGAUGUUUAUAUGACAAGAUACUUUCUUGAUUCAGCUCUUCAUUACCAUUUGAAAUUGGCUUAGACAGUAUUCGUCGUCAUUUAUCCAGGCCUGAUCGCCAAGAUACUAUUGAUUACUAUCCAUCCCAAAAUACAAGACCCGUGGGCAUUUUUGGAUAA
Molecule: messenger RNA, 1567 nt
Organism: Didymodactylos carnosus
Lineage: Eukaryota; Metazoa; Rotifera; Eurotatoria; Philodinida; Philodinidae
Source: the annotation of a GenBank genome assembly